AAAUAUUUUUUGACUGAGUUUUGUGGGGGGUAUGCCCCAUUCUGAAGAAGUUGAUGAUUUUACUGUCUCACUUAGUUUUUCCUUCCAGAAUGCGUUCUGGGUGGGUUUCCUGGAUGGUGGUUCUGCAAGUGAGUGUAAUCAGGCUGGAUUCCUCCAUGACUCAAGGCAGAGACUCUCCAGAAGAUUUUGUGAUUCAGGCAAAGGCUGACUGUUACUUCACCAAUGGGACAGAGAAGGUGCAGUUUGUGGUGAGAUUCAUUUUUAACUUGGAAGAGUAUGCACGUUUCGACAGCGAUGUGGGAAUGUUUGUGGCAUUGACAGAGCUGGGGAAGCCUGAUGCUGAGCUGUGGAACAAUCGGCCGGAUAUAUUGGAGAGGAGUAAAGCUUCUGUGGAUGCACUCUGCAGACAUAACUACAAGCUGGGUGCACCCUUCACUGUGGGGAGAAAAGGUGAGGUGGAAGUGCAACCAGAGGUGGCGGUGUAUCCAGAGAGGACCCCAUCCCUGCAACACCACAAUCUGCUGCUUUGCUCUGUGACAGGUUUCUAUCCAGGGGACAUCAAGAUCAUGUGGUUCCGGAAUGGGCAGCAGGAGAGAGUAGGGGUCAUGUCCACUGGCCUUAUCAGGAAUGGAGACUGGACCUUUCAGACAAUGGUGAUGCUGGAAAUGACUCCUGAACUUGGAGAUGUCUACACCUGCCUUGUUAAUCAUUCCAGCCUGCUGAGCCCUAUUUCUGUGGAGUGGAGAGCUCAGUCUGCAUAUUCUUGGAGAAAGAUGCUAAGUGGAAUUGCAGCCUUCCUGCUUGGGCUGAUCUUCCUUCUGGUGGGGACUGUCAUCUGCCUCAGGGCUCAGAAAGGGUAUGUGGAGACGCAGUUGUCUGGUGAUGAGGUCUCAAGAGCAGUUCCCUCACCAUAGCCACACUAAGGUCCCAAUCAGAGCUUCUUGCCCUGGAGGCUGAAAUAGUACCGAAUGACUUGAGUCCAAGUGACUAAGUAAAGGACUCUCAUGAGGUCCAUGUUCCGGAGCUACUUCCAUGAGUCCUUGGAGGAGUCCUGACUUGAUUCUAGAGUUCUGUUUUCUGAGAUCAUCUCUCACUCGUCUGCCCUUCUUCCUCCUCCUUGCCUGUGCCAUUAGUCCCCAUUUCCAAGGAUAGUGUACAGAAAUUCCCACCAAAGCUGACUCCCACCAGCCCCAACCUGCAUACCUCCUAUGGUCCAGCUCUAACCUUGUGAGUUAUCCUCAUGUCUUCCUGUUUCCAACUGCACUCUCCACUGUCUCCAGAAGACAAAUGCUCAGAGGCACUGUUUCCUUUUCACCGUUUUUUAUGACCUUUUUUAUUGUAAAAUAAAACUGAGGAACAGAUAACCAUA
Messenger RNA from Leopardus geoffroyi (Geoffroy's cat), 1369 nucleotides. RefSeq names its product HLA class II histocompatibility antigen, DO beta chain-like. Gene Ontology annotation, molecular function: MHC class II protein complex binding. NCBI's taxonomy places the organism in Eukaryota, Metazoa, Chordata, Mammalia, Carnivora, Felidae. Gene Ontology annotation, biological process: positive regulation of T cell activation; immune response; immunoglobulin production involved in immunoglobulin-mediated immune response. The transcript is spliced from 6 exons. Bases 54 to 914 code for a protein of 286 amino acids. The record is from RefSeq and is a predicted model, not a curated record. Gene Ontology annotation, cellular component: MHC class II protein complex; membrane.